Molecule: messenger RNA, 2783 nt
Organism: Polypterus senegalus (gray bichir)
Lineage: Eukaryota; Metazoa; Chordata; Cladistia; Polypteriformes; Polypteridae
Gene: dclre1b
Product: DNA cross-link repair 1B
Exons: 6
Coding region: 193-2265 (690 amino acids)
Biological process (GO): double-strand break repair via nonhomologous end joining; interstrand cross-link repair; protection from non-homologous end joining at telomere
Molecular function (GO): damaged DNA binding; 5'-3' DNA exonuclease activity
Source: RefSeq, a predicted model, not a curated record
GUUGAUUGGCUGGAUCUCUUAUUCUGAAUGGUAGGUGGAAAUGUCACUCAAGUGUAGCGGGCCGUCCUCUAGGAAGUAGGAAAACGGCGCGUGCUUUACAAGAAUCGAAGAGGCAAGCUUUUCGGUGGAUUUGUUUGUAGCAUUCCAGUUGAUGUGCGAGAAACAAAAAAGCUCUCCUUGAUUUUACAGAAUAUGAAUGGUGUAGUUAUACCCCGGACCCCUAUAGCAGUGGAUUUUUGGCAGGUUCGGAAAUGCAGUCAAGUUCGCUUAUUUUUCCUGUCUCAUAUGCACUCGGACCACACAGUUGGCCUGACUUCUACUUGGAGCAACAGGCCAAUCUAUUGCUCUCUUUUGACUGCAAAGCUGCUUCAUCAGAAGUUGCAGGUAAAAGAGAAGUGGAUCUACCCUUUAGAAGAGGGCAGGGCUCAUAUGCUACCCCUUGAUGAAGUGGGCAAAGAAACUGUUACUGUGACUUUGAUUGAUGCCAAUCACUGCCCUGGAUCUGUCAUGUUUCUUUUUGAAGGAUACUUUGGCACCAUUCUAUUUACAGGUGAUUUCCGUUAUACUCCCACAAUGCUACAAGAGCCCUGCCUUAGCAGUUCUACUCAGAUUGAUGUGCUCUACUUGGACAACACCAACCUCAGUUCGUCUUGUGCCAUUCCAUCCCGCCAGGAAGCUACAAAACAGAUUAAAGAUAUAAUACGCAUGCACCCAGAACACGAUAUUAUUAUUGGACUUUACAAGCUUGGUAAGGAAUGCCUCCUUGUGGAGCUGGGAGUCGAGUUUCAGACUUGGGUGGUUGUUACUCGGGAACGCAUGGAAACUUUACGCAUUUUGGAUCUCCCUGAUGUGUUCACCACUGAACUGGGGGCUGGAAGGAUACGAGUGGUGGAACAGAAUGAGAUUACCCCACUGGCCUUAACCAGGUGGAAUAAACAACAUCCCACUGUGGCUAUUGUGCCCACCAGUCGCCCCCUAAAUAAAGCCCACAGCAGCCUUUAUGUGGUGCCUUACUCAGAUCACUCAUCUUCUGACGAAAUUAUGGAGUUUGUGUCCUAUAUGAAACCACUAUCCAUUAUUCCAAUUGUCCGGCCCCGGGAUUUCAGUUUGCCCUCAUCAUGGAAAGUAGGCGAAAUUAAGAAAAUGGAAGUUCCAGAAUCUGUUCAACUCUUUAUGAAAGAACCUCAUAAACUGAAAACCCCAGAAAAGCAAAAGUGUUUUUCUGGUAGGUCAAGGAUCCCAAAGGGUGUGGUGUUUGAUUCACCUGUUCGUAAUGCUGAACCUUCUAAACCUACAGACCUGGCUGAUUUAGAUAGCUCAGAACUUGAACAAAGCCCAAGUGUUAAUAAAAGUGGACAGGCUGAGAGAGACUAUUGUUUAAGUCCAAAUCUAUGUCUGAAGCAGAAAACACUUUGGGAUAUAUGGACAAGAAAGGAUCGUAAAACAGGAAAUUUAAUUUUGCAAAAUGAAAAGGUCAGAAGGAUUUCUGCGGGCUCAUCUGAAUUACUUACAAAAGACAAGUGUCCUGCAGAUCUUGUUGGGUUCGAGUCUGAACUACUCAACCCAAAUUCUGUAUUAACAGAAACUAUAAAUCGCGGCAGUUGUGGCGAGGAUGUGAGGGAUACUUUAUCUCAGCAACCACAGAUAUUGGAGAAGAGUGAAUGCAUUGACCCAGCAAAUCUAAGCCUUCAUGCCACACAUCAACAAAACAAUAAUGACAGCAUCCAUACUAAAGUGAUCGAUCAUUCCAUUGCAAAUUCAGUGCCUUCAGGAGUGUCAGGAGUUGAGCAGGAGGGCACCCCUUUUGUAAGGACUGCAUCUACUGGCUUUCCACCAUGUCUUCAAAAUAGUUCCACAGAUUUUGGAGGGCUGGUAAUAAGUGACUGGACAUCUUGCAACACACCGAUAAACUCCGGCAGAGAUCUGGCUGCAAAAUACUCUCUUGUACCACUAGAAAAUAUAAAGCAAAAGUUGUCAUUUGAUGAAGUUGUUCAGAGGUCACGGGGGUCUGUUGGAGCCAAUCCCAGCCAACACAGGGCACAAGGCAGGAACCAAUCCCGGGCAGGGUGCCAACUCACCGCAGAUUUUCAUUACAUUUCAGGUAAACUUUUUACAUUAACUAUAAUCUCCUUUCGUUUUGCUCAUAAACUUUUAUCCCUAGUAAAUAUAAGACAGUCUCAUGUUUUGAGAAGGAAGGAGAUACAUAUUUAUAAUUGCAAGAAUCACAGAAACAAGAUAUUAGAAAACAUAACACAAAUGUUUUAAUGGCAAAUUGUCUAGCCAUUUCUUUUUAUUAAACUAUUUUAUUUAACUUGACUCCUCUGUCUAUUUGUUUGUCUGGGUCAAAUCUUGCAACUGACUUUAAACACUACAGUCUGUGUGUCCAGUUCCUCAGAGCAAUUUGAUUGAUCAGUUUAGCUUUGGUGACGCAACGAAAAAGCAAGUGUAAGUGUGAGACGCACAAGGAGAGGAAUAAAGGCAUAGGAGACAUGCUGAGAGAGUUGCCAUCAAAGACAGUAAGUAUAAAACCAGGAGAGGAGCUGAGAAAAGUGCCCGAAAAUAAUGACAGAGCCUUAGAAGUAGACUUUACUGGAAUGCACCACACUCGAGAGAAUGAGCACCGAUGAAGAGACGUACACACACGCAAAUACAGAGGAAAGGUGCAUGGAGAAUAAGGGAUACGAAAUAUUUUUUAAUCACUGUUACCAGUCCUCAGCAGGUACCGGGACUAUCCAUCCAUCCAUCCAUUAUCCAACCUGCUAUAUCCUAACUACAGGGUCACA